AUGCCCGAAUAUCGCCAUAUGCGCUCCGGGAGUCUCAAUAUUCCCAACGGCCAACGCAGCGGCGGCGGUGCUGCUACUGCUACCAUGGGGCCCCCACGGUUUGACGGCCCUCGAAGCCCUCCAAAUACAUCUCACGUGCCUUGCAAGUUCUUCCGCCAGGGAACAUGUCAGGCUGGUAACGCCUGUCCCUUCAGCCACGACCUGGGAACAUCUGCCGAGACGGUCUGCAAGUACUUUGCCAAAGGCAAUUGCAAGUUUGGACCCAAGUGCGCCAAUAUCCACGUCCUCCCCGACGGCCGACGCAUUAAUUAUGGCAAGAACGGUGUCACUAUAGGCCACGGGCAACUUGCUCCCGGUCAGAGCCCGACUUCGCCGACGCCCUCGAACUCGGCCGCCACGCCAGUCGGUGCUGGCGGUCCCCACAGCCCUUCGCCUGCCCGACCUCCCACCUCGUCAAGCGCUCUCACAAACUCGCUUUACCGUGACGACCAUGCCUCGCCCUUUGCCUACGACGACCGCCAUCACCCCGGUCACCUUGGCCGCCAACCCAGCCACGACAAUGGCCCCGUCAUCGACGUCCCCCCAUACACCCGAAACGGUGGCUCCAACUAUGGCUCGCCCCGCGAUGACGACUCGCGUUAUCUCGGUCUCUCGCCAAUGGGCAGCACCGCCAAGGGCCUGUCCAUCCUCGACGCCCCCCUCCCCGCCUCAUUCGACUCUAACGGCAUCUCUUAUGCCGCUCUCUUUCCUGCCGCACCCUGGCCCUCGUCGGUCCCCUCCAAGUUUGGUUUCGAGUCGCCCUCAUCAUCUCUGAACAACGCCAAGGACUCUCGCACCUCUGAGACGCUGAAGCUCCUCCACACAUCGGCUUUUGGCUCCGAGUACCUAGCCACCCCUCUCGCUGGCAGCCCCACCAACUCGCAGUAUGGCGGCAUAGGUGACGAGUACUUCGGCAAGCGCACUAUGCACUCGUCGCGCCUUGCCGCCAGGCCCAGGAUGGUCAGUGCCAGCCUGCCUAAGGCCACCUCGGCCGUUGAUCGCGACUGGGAGGCCGGGUUUGCGUUUGACGACUCUAACGACAACGUCCCCGAGAACUACGUCCCAGAGAACCUACAGGACCUGCUUACCCCGGCCGAAAAAGCCCGUCGAGGAUCCAUCCGCGCCGACGAUUCCAAUUUUGAUGGUCUCUCCAAGUACGGAAGCCCCAUUGGUACCAGCCCUGGUCGUUGGGGCCCCGCCUUCCCCCGCCAAAAGGAUGACGAUGACCUAUCCAGGUCAGCCCGCGUCGCGCCCUCAGCCUUUGGCCACGUCGGCAGCCCUCUGCGUAACUCGACGCUGGCCCAGGAGAUGGGAGGUGUCAAUGGCUCCUCAGCCUCAUCGCGCCGACCCUCGACGGGCAUGCGCUCCAGCAGCGAGUCCAUGUCGGUCUUGUCUCAACAGCUUCAGUGUAGCCGUCUGAAUGACGCCAUCAGUCCUGCGGGGAGCGGCAACAGUUUCAACAACCACAACCACGGCAGCAACCACAGCAAUCCCCACAACCCACUGCUCCACCCGUCGGCCGCCCGCCACUCCACGGCCACGACGACACCAGUUUCAGUCUCGUCGGCCGGCAAGGAGCGUAAUAUGGAGCGUCACGUUUCGAGUGGCAGCAUCAGCUCCUCGGUCACGGGCCGCCUGACAACGCCCAUCGACGAGGAAGACCCAGACUUUGUCUUUAGCAUGGAGGAGGAGGAAGACGAUGCUGCUACUAUCAAGUCCCACAAGAGAGGAUCGUCUGGCAUCACCAUGGGCAGUGGAUGGGGUGGCAGCUAUGCUUCUGCCGUGUCUGGUGCUAAGAAUGGGACGACUAAGGGCGAAACCAAGGAUGCAGACAGGUGA
Messenger RNA from Geosmithia morbida, 1878 nucleotides. RefSeq names its product Zinc finger C-x8-C-x5-C-x3-H type (and similar). The coding region runs from base 1 to 1878 and encodes 625 amino acids. Lineage: Eukaryota; Fungi; Ascomycota; Sordariomycetes; Hypocreales; Bionectriaceae. The record is from RefSeq and is a predicted model, not a curated record. Gene Ontology annotation, biological process: protein polyubiquitination. Gene Ontology annotation, molecular function: ubiquitin protein ligase activity; metal ion binding. The transcript is spliced from 3 exons.